AACAUUACCCACACACGCACAAUCUCUCUCUCUCCCUCUCUAUCUAUCGUCUUCUUUCUUCGCUCUCCGCAGCUUUCUGUUGCUCGCAGGGAUCCUCCCUACCCACACCGGUUUUUCUCCCUCGAGCACGGAGUCGACGGCACGGCGAGAGUUGCCAUUCUCUGGAGUGAGAGAGGGGGAAGCUCUCCGAAUCCGGGACUUCCGUACCGAGAGACACCGCCGCUGAAUGUCGCUCCGGCGGUGGGCUUGCCCCCCCGCUACUGCGGUGAUUCCAAUGGAUUUUGCCCGUGGAGCGGAGAGCUUGAAAAUUUCACUGGGGGAGGUGUUUGCUUUCAUGUAGAGCCCCAACGGAGAGGGAAACAAAGCAAAAAAAAAAAAACAAAAUGCAUGAGGCGGCGUUGCUGGAUGAGCCCAGUUCACUGACCAAGAAGAAGAAAUCGUCGGAGGAGGAGGAGGACGACGGGAUUAGGGUCAGGGUCAUCUCCGACAAGGACGGCCGGAAGCCCCUUGAGCUCGUCGUCGCGCCACCGAUCGUCGUCAGCCGGAGCCGAUCGCAGGCCGGGACGCGCCGGGUCGCCCCGGCCGUGACCCCGGCCGCCGGAAGGGCCGUCGAGAAGCCGCUGCCCAACGGAGAUCUGUACAUCGGGAGCUUCUCGGGGAAUGCGCCGCACGGAUCUGGGAAGUACCUGUGGGCCGACGGUUGCAUGUACGAGGGCGAGUGGAGGCGAGGCAAGGCCUCCGGGAAGGGCAAGUUCUCCUGGCCCUCGGGUGCCACCUUCGAGGGCGAGUUCAAGUCCGGCCAUAUGGAGGGCCAUGGGACCUUCGUCGGCUCCGAUGGCGACACCUACCGCGGCUCCUGGAGCGCCGAUCGGAAGCACGGCUACGGCCAGAAGCGAUACGCCAACGGCGACUUCUACGAGGGCUCCUGGAAGCGGAACCUGCAGGACGGGCAGGGCCGGUACGUUUGGAGGAACGGGAGCGAGUACGAGGGCGAGUGGCGCAACGGCGUGAUCUCAGGCCGCGGCGUUCUAACGAGGGCGAACGGCCACCGCUACGAAGGGCAGUGGGAGAACGGCGUCCCGAAAGGGAAUGGCGUCUUCAUUUGGCCUGAUGGGAGUCGCUAUCCCAUCUCUUGGAACAAGGACUUGAAGAUUCAGCAGCAGUUGGAUGGGCCGUUCUAUGGCAGCAACGGGAAGGACCUCUGCUUGAAGAGUAACGACGCAGCCUUUGUCGCCGAGCAUUUGAUGCUCGCCACGAUGAGGAAGCGGUCCUCCGUGGACGGCGCGAGGGGGAGCUUGACGGAGAGGAACUUCCCCAGGAUAUGUAUUUGGGAGUCUGAUGGUGAAGCUGGGGACAUCACUUGCGACAUCAUCGACAAUGUGGAGGCAUCCAUAUUUUAUCGGAACCGCGACGGGUUUAGGGAUUUUAGGAGGGGACCUUGUUGUUUCACUGGGGAUGCGAAGAAGCCAGGUCAGACGAUCUCGAAAGGGCAUAAGAACUAUGACUUGAUGCUCAACUUGCAACUGGGUAUCAGGUAUUCUGUCGGGAAGCGGAGCGGCCUGCGGGAUUUGAAGCCGGGCGACUUCGAUCCGAAGGAGAAGUUCUGGACAAGGUUUCCGCCGGAAGGAUCAAAGGUUACGCCGCCCCAUCAAUCAGUGGAAUUCCGCUGGAAGGAUUAUUGUCCAAUGGUGUUCAGGCACUUAAGGGAGCUAUUUCAAGUGGAUCCUGCUGAUUACAUGUUAGCGAUUUGCGGCAACGAUGCAUUGAGAGAGCUCUCUUCGCCGGGGAAGAGUGGCAGCUUCUUUUACCUUACUCAGGAUGACAGAUUUAUGAUAAAAACUGUGAAGAAGUCCGAAGUUAAGGUGCUUAUAAGGAUGCUCCGUAGCUAUCACCAGCAUGUCCGCUUGUAUGAAAAUUCCCUGGUGACAAAAUUCUUUGGCGUGCACUGUGUCAAACCUAUUGGCGGUCAGAAGACCCGGUUCAUCGUCAUGGCCAACUUGUUUUGCUCAGAAUACCGAAUACACCGGCGGUUUGAUCUGAAAGGAUCCUCCCAUGGCCGCAUGACAGAUAAACCUCAGGAGGAGAUUGAUGAAACAACUACCCUGAAGGACCUCGAUCUCAAUUUCGUGUUUCGCCUGCAACGGAGUUGGUUUCAAGAGCUCAUGACGCAAAUCGAGCGUGACUGUGAGUUCUUAGAAGCAGAGGGAAUAAUGGAUUAUAGUCUAUUGGUUGGUCUUCACUUUCGUGAUACCAGCACGUGCGACAAAAUGGGGUUAUCUCCAUUCGUGUUGCGAACUGGCAAAAAGGAUUCAUAUCAGAAUGAAAAGUUCAUGCGGGGCUGCCGAUUCCUUGAGGCGGAGUUACAAGACAUGGACCGAGUUUUAGCUGGCAGGAAACCCUUGAUACGGUUAGGAGCAAAUAUGCCGGCAAGAGCAGAGCGAAUGGCUCGGAGGAGUGAUUUUGACCAGUACACUCAAGGGGGAGUGAGCCAUUUGACCCCUUCACGAAACAGUGAGACAUACGAGGUCGUUCUGUACUUUGGCAUCAUUGACAUCCUACAGGAUUAUGACAUUGCCAAGAAGUUAGAGCAUGCAUAUAAAUCCUUGCAAGCCGAUCCCACCUCGAUCUCUGCAGUGGAUCCAAAACUCUAUUCCAAGAGAUUCCGAGAUUUUAUAGGAAGAAUCUUCAUAGAGGAAAGGUAGCUGCUGGAGGGAAAGAGGAGUAUUUGAAGUAAGAAACAGACUUGUGGAUGAACCAACGAUGGACCGCAUAAACACUCGAGCGGUGACGAUGAUUCAUGGUGGAUCCCUCGGAGGGUCAGAGCGCGAGAGUCUGUAAAUUGGAGGCCUGCGUCGCUGCUGGUGCAGAGUUUAUGCAGUGGGUAAGCACCUCGUCACCCGGGGUCCUAUGGAUGGUCGGCUGAAUUUUGAUUAUAUCAGUCAUUGUGAAGUGAAAGGGGGGAGGGCAAAUACUUGUACAUUGGUUGGGGGGAUUGGGGGGGGGGGGGCUCUUCCGAACAUGGGAGGGGCAAUUCCUUUCUUUUUCAUUAGUUAUUUUUCCUUUGCUUUUUUUGAUAAUUUUUUCAAUGUGUUUCUUCUGGAAAUUUUGUGGGCAAGGCAAGCAAGGAUAUGUGAAGAUUUUGAAAAAGGUUGGGGGGGUAUAGGGAAGUGAGAAGAUGUUUUCCCCAGAGGAG
Messenger RNA from Rhodamnia argentea, 3193 nucleotides. RefSeq names its product phosphatidylinositol 4-phosphate 5-kinase 1. The record is from RefSeq and is a predicted model, not a curated record. NCBI's taxonomy places the organism in Eukaryota, Viridiplantae, Streptophyta, Magnoliopsida, Myrtales, Myrtaceae. Gene Ontology annotation, molecular function: 1-phosphatidylinositol-4-phosphate 5-kinase activity; ATP binding. The transcript has 8 exons. Bases 384 to 2702 code for a protein of 772 amino acids. Gene Ontology annotation, biological process: phosphatidylinositol metabolic process.